Thelazia callipaeda (thelaziosis nematode) is the source of this 1998-nucleotide messenger RNA. Lineage: Eukaryota; Metazoa; Nematoda; Chromadorea; Rhabditida; Thelaziidae. The record is from the annotation of a GenBank genome assembly.
AUGACGAAGAUAUUCGCAGCUAAUACAGAAGCAAAGGAAAGUGAAGAAAAAGAGGCGAAGAAGCUCGGGGCAGUCACUGUGUCCUCCACUCUUCCACAGCCAGCCUUCUAUCCGAUUACACUACCUAUAUCGUCAAUUGUUUCGAAGAAGAAGAAAUGUCGAGCAUCACACAUCAUCAUAGCGUUGUUGCUUCUAUGGACUUUGAUGACCCUCGCAAUCGUGUUCCGUAUCGUUCCCAAUUCAUUUUACAGAAGUGUUCACAACUUUGUUUCAAGUGAUAAUGGAAUUGAAAGUGCUGCAAGAAUGCCACCAGCAAUAUCAGAUUAUGCUGAAACAAAUGCACGUGUAGCAGGAAAAUUUGAUAUAUUUAAUAUGCCAGAAAAAGAAGUCGAAAAAAAUCUAGAACAAGAAACAGAAGUAAUGGUGGAUAAUCGUCAGAGAAAUGUGAUUGAGAAUCAGAUUCCGGAAGUAGAAGUAAAUAAGAAUAAUGAUGGAGAUAUGAAACAAUUUGAUACCUCUAUCCCGAAUCGUUUUGAAGCAAUGAAAGCGAUUGAAAUGCUAUUAAGGAUUCCGGGUGUUCAACAGGUAGCCAUUGUUCAAAAUAACGGUAGAUUACCCGAGAACCCAAUACCAAAAUCCGAUUUUCCAGCUGACGAGAAUCUCAGAAAUACAGAAGAAACAAUUCCACCCCAAAUGAGACCAUUUGAAAGCGCACAACAAGCUGAAGAACGAGAAGUAGCAGCAGAGCGUGAAAUGCCCCGAUUUCUAAUGGGACCACAAAUACGAGAAGCACAGGAGCCUCAGAUGAUGCUUCCAUUUCAGCAGAUUCGCAUAUUGCAGCAACCUAUGCUACCUUUCAAUCGAGCUAUACCAUCGAUGAUGACAACAAUGAUGCAAAAUCAGCGUAAUGUACACAGUUUGCCAUUGCAUCUGGUGGCACCCAGAAUUCCUCCUAUGCAUCCUUUCCUCUUUCCUCAAUUACCGAAACUUCAACAGCAACAAAUGCCACAAGAGAUGAUCCGUAUUCCGAUUAUUCCACCUCAAAUGUUCAACAAAGCACCACAAGAUAACAUGGAAUCUGGUCCACCUGGCAUUAUUCCUCCUUCUCUUCGAGACAACACUAUAAAUGUACCUGAAGUAGAAAGAAAAGUGCCGCUAGUUAAAGAACAAACACCGAUAGUUCUCGAUGGUACUAGUACAAACAGAGACAUGAUCUUCAAGGAACUUCGAUCCCGAGCUCAAAUGCAACAACAACAACAACAACAACAGCAGAAUUUAUUACAACCAGUUCAGCCUUCGAUAAUGAUUAGACCAGCAAUUUCUGAUACCAUUCCCCCAGCUCAAAAAAAUGCAGACGAAAUUUUCCGAGAACUGCAACAGCAAACACUUAAAAUGCAAAUUGAACAAGAUCAGCUUGAAGCUGAAGUAAGACAGGAAAAAGUUAAAAAUGACGCACCAUCGCCAAUGAUAAUGAUUGCGGAUACAUUUCCCAGACAAGUCAUUGUGAAUGAAGUAGAAGACAUAGAAGCGGAAACAACUAGCCUUCCUGAAGACGAAACAACUGUCACUGCCACGCAAAGCACCACUAACUCAUCUGAACCUUUCGGAGCCUUUCUCAAACUUUUCGAUCUCAAAGAAAGCACAAAAGAGGAUGAUUCUAGUGAAGAGCACCAAGACAUUACAGCGAUCCAUGAAGAUAUUAAGCCAACAGUAGAGAAAUCAUCUGAGGAGGACAAAUUAAACAGUCAGUCAGCAUCUGAGAAGGAGAUGGAGAUGGGCGAUAAGACAGAUAACAAUGCUGCAGAAGCUAGUUUCAUUCAAGAUUCGCUCAGCACUAGCAUACCGGCAAUGAGUGAAGACAACUUGGAGCUAGAUCAGCCAGAACCUCCUUCACCGUCAGGUAUAUUUCCAGAUACUAAAUCAGACGAUAAUCAUGAUGGGGACACUGCAUUGGAUUCUUCGAUAAGUCUAAAUGAAGCACCCAAACGCCAGCAGUGA